UGGGGGUUGUUGUAGGAUAAGUUAAAUAUUGGGAGCUGGGAGUUGAGGUUGAAGAAUCGUUUGAAGUCCUCAGGCUGUGUGAAUAUGCGUAACUGAAAGGUCAAAGUCGAAGAACUGUCCAAAGUGCGUCGGGCUGUGGGAAUAUGUUGAUAGCUGCGGUAAUCUUAGUCUUAUCUUAACCUCGAGUUAUAAUUGAGUUGUAGGUACACAGAUGUAGGUUGAAAAGCAGUCCUCUCGUUAAUGAGGAACCCAAAGCACACUAAUUCCGUAUUGGGUGAUGAUCGUAGGUAGGAGCUGGUUUUAUUUCUUCGCACUAGCCAUUUUGGGUGACACUUGUUCAAGAGGAAGUUUCAAGGUGCUUGAGUUCCUUUUAGCUGUGGUCCCCAUUCUGCUCACUAUGUAGUGCCCCUUGGAAGGGUGCUUAUAUGACCUUGUAGCGGCUUUUGUAGGCACCAGUAGCUGAUAUUGCUCGUCAUCAGUUGUGAGUGAUUGUGCUCGCUUGCUGCUUUCCCUCUCUCCCUUCGCGUCGGGAUCUGAAAUUCAUUUUGUUUUCUUCCUUCCCCGUUGAACCGAACGCUUGAUUGCCACUGAUUGUGAAGCGAUUUGCCACUGAAGCCGAAGUGCUGCGUGAUUUGUUGGGUAGGUAUACCCAUGCGCCUCAGUUCUGUUCCUUCGGACCAGCAAGCUCCUGCCAUUUUGUAAUUGCACGUAGCUGCGAAAAGUAAGCGCAAACUCGUACUGCACACAAUCAAUUCGGGGCGCCGUGCUUUGAGUAAGUGAUCGUUCGCUCAUAAGGAUCCCCAGUGCGACCAUGGCUCCAUCGAAGAAGCUUACUAAGUUUUUAAAAAAGGUUCUCCACAUCUCCCCACAAGGCCACAAGAAAUCCAUGUCCCGACACUCUAGCGCUACCUCCAAUUCGUUUGAUUCUUCUUCUCUCGGUAUCAACUCAGGACGCUCAUGGGGAAGUAGGACUGAUGUUCGCAACUACGACAGCGAUGCGGAAUGUCCAAGUCCUCCACCUGACGUACCUGCAGGCUGCCUCGCUGUGUACGUCGGAAAGGUGCAGCGAAGGUUUGUCAUCCCGACAUCGUACCUCUCAAAUGGCGUCUUUCGAGCGUUGCUGGCCAAGUCCGAAGAAGAGUUUGGGUUUUGUUGCGACGGAGGCUUGCGCAUUGCUUGUGCUCCUGAUGUUUUCGAACACUUGCUAUGGUGGCUGGAAGGAAACUCCCAUGAGUUCGUGGAAGAAACCGAGGCCGUAGGUCAAGACUACUCCGAAUAGAAGCAGUUUGAAGCAUACGGGUUCUGAGUUGAGAGACAUUCUCCCUUGCAUCUUGCUACAAAAUCGUGGCAUCAGUAUCUUUUGUGGAGAAUUCGAUUCAAGUUCUCUUGACCUCCUUGUAUAUACCGUGAAGAACUUUUGGGGAUGUUAGCUCCCACAGAUUCGCUACGCCAUGAAAGAAGAAACUUACAUGGCGUAUUUUCAUCACCAUCAGUCGCUGAAGGGAUAAUGAGACAUACUACAACAAACGUUCUGCAGGCGGGUUCUUUUCAGAAGUUUGCUAACCCCUUCAGCAACGUUGCCGUCGUAACCAGUCGAAGCCCAUGUGUUAGAAGCCCAAACAAGAACCGUGGUAGAUCAUGUUUCGUUCCGAUCUAUUAUGGUGCUCGUUACUUAAUCGCUGGACCUGGACAGCACCUGCUUGUUUCAUCAUUCGUCUUUGCAAAGCCUGCUCUUGAGCAAGAACUACCGACGGAACACGACCAAAGUGAUUGGCAGGUUUGUAGCUUCAACGUCGAGGUGCCGUCACCAAGCAGUGUUUACUGCAGCUGACGAGUUUUAUGCAGAAAAAGACGCGCCUUUUCGAAGACAGUUCGUUUCUCUACAAAGAGAGGCUACAUAUUUGUAGUUAAACAGGAUUUAAUCCUAGUAUUCAGAGUGCUAGAUGUGACAAGGAUGGUGAGGAAAGCCAUUGCCGCGCUUCACAGUUUUGACAGCUAAAUAGGAUGCUAAGGAUAACGAUGUAGAUACGUAGCUAGCGGUAAGGCGGCCCUUCAGCCCUUUCUGUACAAGGGAAAAAUAAUUUCCCAAGGAUUGCAAUUUCUUAUAAAGUCGGUUAUCAUGGACUCUCAAUCAAAA
Physcomitrium patens is the source of this 2137-nucleotide messenger RNA. RefSeq lists its product as uncharacterized. The record is from RefSeq and is a predicted model, not a curated record. Gene Ontology annotation, biological process: response to auxin. Lineage: Eukaryota; Viridiplantae; Streptophyta; Bryopsida; Funariales; Funariaceae.